UUGAAAGAAGGCAGGACAACUUGGGAAGGAUCAGGCUUUUAACAAAAACAAGUGUAAGUCAGGAUGCUUUGGGGUCCUCUCAUCUUCUUGGCUGCGCUAACUCUGGUCCACCACCCCCUGAUGGUCAGUGACCAUACAGACUUUGCCACGCUGACUCGGAUCCAGGACCAUGAGAAGCGGAUGAAACAGCAAAUGGAGCAGCUUCAGACAGAAUUUGACCAGAAAGGCUGGACCUUGGAGCUGCUGCAGACUCCAAAGGAGCGGAUUACAACUGAUCAGCCCAUAGAUGAUGAAACCUGGGAUGUGUGGCACUAUGUGAUCGCUCUGUUCUUCUUAGUGAGCUACAUAUAUACCCCUGAAAAGGAACUCUAUGAUGAUUCCAUCACAGAUACCACCAGCAGUACCAAUGGAGAUGACGUUGAUGAUGAUACUGACAUGGAAAUCGAAACAUGUGGCAACAGCCAACAAGUGCUAGAGGCUUUCUUUGACCAACACACCCAUAUGGAUACCAGUGACUUAACCGAUAUGUGUGAUUUUGUUGUGUCCUUUGUGAAUCGCCUGCUGGAGGCCUGCAGGAAUGACCUGCCCUAUCAAAACACCCUUCCUCUGUUUGAGGACUGUAUUGGGGUGGGCAGUGCCUUUGAAGGAUGGCACACACAACAGUCUGAGGCAUUCAGCAUCCUGGUACCAGUGUUGCCACCCAAAGGACACUCUUUCCAACUGGAAACUAGUGAUCCUGAAGGCACUACAAACAAACAUGGACAUGUCUUGGUGGAGACAGAGUGUAUGUGCAAGAGAGAAAAGCUGCUUGGAGACGUGGUAUGCUUCCUUCAUCACCCUGAGAAAGAUCUGAGUGAAGACAACCAAAGUGCCUUCCUCAUGCAGCUUUUGUGUACCAGCUCCCACUUAGAUGUGGAUAAAAUAAUCUUCUGGCUCCAAAGUCUUGUGAAGAAGGCCUGGAAAAACCUAUGUUAUAAGUACAACCUUGAUCUCGUGCCAAAGCCUUCCAGCACAUCAUGCAAACUGGAACUGGCAUUUAUGUCUGGAAAAAUAAUCUCAGUUGACAUCAUACUUGGAGUAAAGCAAGGAGACAGUUUGGUUUUCCUGGCCACCCAGGAUGCUGAGAUGGACUGUACAGCUGGUACCAUUUGGCAGAGGACUUUUGCAAUCCAGGAGCUGCUCUUUUUCGAAUGGGUAAGCCGGCGAGCCCCAGAGGAGAGCUGCUACCUGAAAUGUUUACAGAUCAUCAUCUGCCUCAAAGAGACAAGCUGCCCAUCAGACGGGAAGAACCUUGUGCUCACUAACUACCAUUACAAGACUUGUCUGAUGCAUCUUUUGCUCCUUCGGUCACUGGCACACUGGACCCCUGAAGAUAUUGCACAAAGGCUGCUGGACAUCCUCGCAUUCAUGAGUACUGCCCUGCAGGAGAAAUGUCUUGACCACUUCCUGAUUGGAAACAUCUCCCUGCCCAUUCAGAUACCUAUGCCCAAGGCCCUUCGCACUGCUGCACCUGUCAAUCUUUUUAAGCACUUGGCACAAGACCCAAACCUUCAUGCUGAGGCAGUGAGGGAGUUUGUGGAGGUAGUAAAACAAGUGAGGGCUCUGGUGACAGACUGUGAAGAGUAGGGAAGGGC
Heteronotia binoei (common prickly gecko) is the source of this 1634-nucleotide messenger RNA. RefSeq names its product ITPRIP like 1 (gene ITPRIPL1). The record is from RefSeq and is a predicted model, not a curated record. NCBI's taxonomy places the organism in Eukaryota, Metazoa, Chordata, Lepidosauria, Squamata, Gekkonidae. The coding region runs from base 64 to 1626 and encodes 520 amino acids. The transcript is spliced from 2 exons. Gene Ontology annotation, cellular component: membrane.